Penaeus indicus is the source of this 2016-nucleotide messenger RNA. RefSeq names its product proton-coupled folate transporter-like. The coding region runs from base 152 to 1615 and encodes 487 amino acids. Gene Ontology annotation, biological process: transmembrane transport. The record is from RefSeq and is a predicted model, not a curated record. Gene Ontology annotation, molecular function: transmembrane transporter activity. The transcript has 5 exons. Lineage: Eukaryota; Metazoa; Arthropoda; Malacostraca; Decapoda; Penaeidae. Gene Ontology annotation, cellular component: membrane.
UAGCCUUCACGUGUUUGGUAUCUCCGAUUGACUAAAGGAAAUCCAGAUGCAGUGCCAAAGAGUAUAGCUGGUUUAUUUAUUUAUCGCCGUUGAUAUUCUAUGACGUAGAAUCGAUAUAAUUUUUAUUAUAAUAUAAAUCAAUUUAUUCAAAAUGGCACUUACAAGACCCGACGAGAAGACCCCACUCCUGAGGGAAUCAACUACAAACAAAACUUUAGACGACAUCGAGAAAGGACCUCAGACCGAACAAACAUCAUGCGGCGCCAAAUUCAAACGAUUCUUGUCGAAUGUUACAGUCGAACCAGCGUUACUUUUGCACUCCCUAUCCUACGCGGUGGAGGGUGUGUUCAAGACCAAUAUGGUCGUGGACAAGACGUGUUCCAUCGAGUUGCAGUACAGUGACGACAUAUGCACCAACCUGGACACCGGGAACUACGAUGCACAACAAGACACCGUUCAGGAGAUCACCAAUAAGUACAACAUGUACAGCGAGUGGAUAGAGUUGGGACCUGCCGUUUUCGUGCUCGUCUUCCUGGGAAUGUGGAGCGACAGACGCAGCCGCCGCCUGCCUCUGCUCCUGCCGAUGUUGGGGUCGACCCUGAAGGCUUUGGGUCUUAUGGCCAACGCAUACUUCUGGUCCCUCCAGCCCUACUUCAUCCUGCUUUCCUACAUCCCUUACGGCUUGACAGGCAGCAUGAUGGCCGCCUUCAUGGCCGCGUACGCAUACAUCGGCGACACGUCCGGCUCUCGCUCGAGAACGACGCGUCUGUCCUACGCUGGCAUCACGAUGUUCGCCACCUCCCCCAUUGGCCAUGCCCUUGGGACGCUGCUUUACCGGUACGGCGGCUACACGCUUGUCUUCGGAGUGGAGUUCGUCGUCUCGGCUCUUUCUGCUGUCUACGUCGUACUGCGGUUCGACGACAAACCACCGCAGAGCGCGAUGGAGGGCGGGGAGAAGAGUGUUUUCUCGCUGGACACCAUCAAGUCAACGUGGCGGGUCGUGUUCAAGGAGAGGGAGGGCCGGGGGCGUCCGCAGAUCCUGGGCCACAUCGCCUGCAUCUGCCUUUAUGUCAUGUCUCUUGGUGGAAUGUCCUUCCUGUUUCUUUACACCCGCAAGAAGUUCCAAUGGGAUUACUUCGACUACACUCUCUAUAGCAUGUUCAGUACUCCAGUUUCUGUCCUGAGUACCUGCAUUGUGUUACCAAUCCUAAGCUACCGACUGAGAAUAGAGGAUGGUAUGAUAGCUUUUAUCUCCAGUUGCUCGCAUAUCUUUUACGGCGUCAUGUUGGGCACAGCUCCUGCAGGCUGGGUGCUGUAUUUAACCUCGGCGGUGACCAGCAUAUCUGCCUUCGCGAUAUCGUGUUCCCGCGGCGCCCUGUCCAAGCUGGUGGCGCCGGACGAACUGGGCGCCGUUUUCUCCGUCAUCGGGAUGGGCGAGUCCCUCCUCCCCGUCCUGACCACGCCCCUUAACACCGCCAUCUACAAUAGCACUCUCGAAGUCUUCCCUGGCACGGUCUUCGUCGCACAGGCGGGCGUCUCCGUAGUCAUCGCUGUUAUCUAUGUGUGGCUCUUGACCAGUUUCGAAAACCCGAAGGAUAAGGAACUGACGGCAUGAAUCGUAACACCAUCGUCAUACAGGGUUCCUUGUUAUAUAGGAUUAAUAAUACAUAGUGUCCAAAACAGUGAUGAUCCACUCAAAAGCGAAAUAGUAAUAAUAAUGAUAAUAAUAAUAAUAAUAAUAAUAAUAAUAGUAAUAAUAAUAAUAAUAUUAUUAUUAAAAACAACAAUAAUAACAACCAAAAAUAAAAUUGUGUGUGUGUUUAUGCGUGUGUGUGUACGUGUGUGGGUGCACGUGUGUGUAGGACAGACCAGGUCUACUAAUCUCAUUCGUAUAAUUGAUAUUCUUCACUUUAUAUUUAUGCAUGACAAAGUUAUGCCAUGUGUCGUGUAGUUCUCGUUACAAGGCCUAGCCACUACUUAUGUAAAUAUAUAUGUAUGCAUAAGUUUAUUAAUAAA